Molecule: messenger RNA, 1647 nt
Organism: Rattus rattus (black rat)
Lineage: Eukaryota; Metazoa; Chordata; Mammalia; Rodentia; Muridae
Gene: Rnf135
Product: ring finger protein 135
Exons: 5
Coding region: 36-1280 (414 amino acids)
Biological process (GO): regulation of innate immune response
Cellular component (GO): cytoplasm
Molecular function (GO): ribonucleoprotein complex binding; ubiquitin-protein transferase activity; protein binding
Source: RefSeq, a predicted model, not a curated record
GGGACCUAACUGUGCUUCCUGGCUGUCGCCUAACUAUGGCAGCCGCUUGUCCUGGCACCGCAGUUCCCGUGUGGCUGAGCGAGGAAGAUCUGAGCUGCAUUAUCUGCCAAGGGCUGCUGAACUGGCCCACCACCCUGCCCUGCGGCCACAGCUUCUGUCUCCAGUGCCUCAAAGACCUGUGGGUCUCGAAGCGCGCGGGCGUGGAUAGCUGCCCUUGGGCCUGCCCCAUAUGCCGGAAGGGCCCCUCGGCGAAGCCCGUGCUGCAUAAGAACCCGCUGCUGCAAGACCUGGUGGACAAGUACCGCCUAGCGGCGCUGGAACUGGAGGCUGGUCCCGAACCCGCCCCUGCGCCCCGUUCUCUGUGUACACCUACACCGCCCCAGGUGACAGUACAGAAAAGCACUAUACAAGUUGUCCAGGAGCUGACUGAGCUGGUGGGACAGCUUGUAGACAUUGUCAAGAGCCUUCAAACGCAAAGACCUAGCUUGGCAUCUGGACUGGACAAUGCUCUAGGCGUCCUGCACAUGGAUUCUUCCUCUGAGGAGGAAUAUCCCUUGGAUUCUCCAAAGCUGGUGACUUUCAGUUCGUCUCAGAAGAAAAUUCAGGAGAUUCUCCGUGACCUAGAAAAAAUUCAGGAAACCCUGCAAGGGAGUGUCACGUGGAAUGAAGCUCCUAAAAAAGUUGAGGAAAUGGCAUCUUCUGUAGGCCUGCUGCCUGACCAGAGGUGUCCUGUAUCCAGGAAAGUGUCUCAGUUUUCCCUAUGGGCCAUCAGUCCAACCUUUGACCUGAGGAGCAUCUCCUGUAACCUGGAGGUUUCCAACAACCGCCGAACGGUGACCGUGUCUCGGGCUCUACAACCCUAUCAUUGGAGUUCCGAGAGAUUCUCAAUUAGCCAGGUCUUAUGCUCUCAGGCCUUCUCUUCUGGGCAGAAGUACUGGGAAGUGGACACUCGGAGCUGCAGCCACUGGGCUGUUGGGGUGGCUUCUUGGGGCAUGAAGCGGGACAAGAUGCUGGGAAGGACCAUGGACUCUUGGUGUAUAGAGUGGAGAGGGCCUGGCCAGUUCUCUGCUUGGGCCAUGAUGAAGAAAACAGACUUGUCCUCAGGCCUUCCUGAGGUUGUGGGCGUGUGGCUCGACCUCGAGCUGGGGAAGCUUGCCUUCUACUCGGUGGCUGAUCAGGAGAGGCCUCUGUAUGAGUGUGAGGUCUCCAGCUCCUCCCCUCUGCAUCCUGCCUUCUGGCUGUAUGGCUUAACUCCUGGAAACUACCUGGAAAUACUGUAAGUAAACACAUGAAGCUCCCCCUGGGGCUAGGACAGUGGCUUCUUAGACUCUCUGUUUAGGGGCAACUGGAGAAUUCCACUUAGGGAGACUGGAUAUGGUAGCACAUGCCUAUAACUCCAGCACUUGGGAAGUGGAGGCAGGAGGAUCACUGCAAGUUCCAGGCCAGCAAUGAUGAACAAAGAGAGUUCAAGGCCAGCAUUGACUCUGCCCUCUUUUAAAGUUAGUCUUUUUUGGAUGGGGUAGGAUUAACUAAACAGGUUUGAGCUCUUUAAACCUUAGACAUUUCAGAGAAAGGACUGGUCUGGAGUGUCUCCUCACAGUGACCUCUGAGGCCUCAGAAUAGCCUACCUAAUAAGAAGGACUUCGG